AUGGGACUUCACAAAAUUCUCACAUUUCUCACUCCAGGAGAUGCUCGGUCCCGAGUUCCACCCCCACAACGUGAAGAUAACAAUAGAGAAAGGAGCCAGCGUGCUUCUACUUUCAGUCUUCCGCCCUAUGAAGCUGCUCCUCCUUCUUACGAAUCCCUUUGUACUGCAUCUGCGAAAUUUGAGGGUGCUGUAUCAAAGUCUGAUAGUCAUCGUGCUUUACCGAGACCGAAUUCUGAAGGUUUAGUUGCACAUAGCGGGUCAUCUAACAGGCCGCAAUCUUCUCGCUCAUUAAAAAAGGAGAGACCUCAUUCUUCUUAUGCACCAAAAGUCGACCGUCGAUUUUCCCAGGCAUCAUUCGAGGAGAGUCGCCAUUCCUCUGGAGGUGAACCUGAUCUUUCCCUUGAACCGACCAAGGAUAGGCGACGCUCUACCACGGGAAUCAGGCGCAGAUCCGAAGGUAAUCAUCAACGCCAAUUUCAUCAUAAGUCUGCAAAUGUCUCUAACCAACCACCGAGUACUUUUCAACGCCAGGAAACUAGCGCUUCACAUAAAGCCGGAAGCUCUGAGCAAGCUCGGGUCACUACUGGCUUUGCAACUUUUGAUGAAUGGUACAGCACUCGCUCAAAAUAA
This is a messenger RNA of Botrytis deweyae, 630 nucleotides long. RefSeq lists its product as uncharacterized. The record is from RefSeq and is a predicted model, not a curated record. Lineage: Eukaryota; Fungi; Ascomycota; Leotiomycetes; Helotiales; Sclerotiniaceae. Bases 1 to 630 code for a protein of 209 amino acids. The transcript is spliced from 2 exons.